UGCACUGUUCUUCAAGACUGAAGUGAUUUAUAAACUCAGCUAAACCCUAAAAAAAAAAAAAACCAUUUUUGAUCAAAGAGCGUGCGAAGAAAAUGGUCGGAACCAGAAACUUGAUCGUUCGAUCAUUGGCACUUCGUCACGCAAUCAAGAACUCUGUUCGUCCUCUCUUAACCAACACCAACCUUCAUUCCAGAAUUUCCAAAUCCUCUCUCUUCGCCGCCACACUCGCCUCUUCUUCCUACUCCACUCACCUCUCCUUCCACCAUUCCCGUUCCCUUUCCUCCGCCUCAGCUUCCCCUGGCGUUAUCCUUGUUAAUUCUGCGGAAGAGUUCAAUAAAAUCCUCAGCAAAGUUCAAGAUGACUCGUUGCACGCGAUCUUCUAUUUCACUGCUGUUUGGUGUGGACCUUGCAGGUUCAUUUCUCCUAUAGUUGGGGAGCUCAGUAACAAGUAUCCUAAUGUGGCAACUUAUAAGAUUGACAUUGAUCAGGAAGCAAUUCAAGACACAUUAAGCAGGUUGCAGAUUACAUCUGUGCCAACACUUCACUUCUUUCAAAAUGGGAAAAAGACUGAUGAACUUAUAGGCGCUGAUGUUGCGCGAUUGAAUCAUAUUACCGAGAAACUCUUCAAGAAGGACUAAGACGCUGAGGUGGGAAUUGCUGUUGGCUGAUGGAGUACUGAAUGAUAAAACUGCAACUGCUUAAGCGUACUUUAGGUGUCACUCCGGUUUAGGAGUUUGGUCUCAAAUGUCACCGCCUAACAUUGAGACGUAUUAUUUAUGGCAACCGUUUGAUGUUAUUUUAAAUCUCUACGGAACAAGAGAAAGAAUUGCAUUACUUGUGUAGGACUCGGAAUAUUUGUUAUAAUUAUAAGUUAUUUUUUAUAUCAUAUAAAAGAAUACUGUGAAGUUGAAA
Vicia villosa (hairy vetch) is the source of this 912-nucleotide messenger RNA. RefSeq names its product thioredoxin O1, mitochondrial. NCBI's taxonomy places the organism in Eukaryota, Viridiplantae, Streptophyta, Magnoliopsida, Fabales, Fabaceae. The transcript is spliced from 7 exons. The record is from RefSeq and is a predicted model, not a curated record. Bases 93 to 638 code for a protein of 181 amino acids.